Ilyonectria robusta is the source of this 1577-nucleotide messenger RNA. RefSeq lists its product as uncharacterized. The transcript is spliced from 3 exons. Bases 97 to 1368 code for a protein of 423 amino acids. The record is from RefSeq and is a predicted model, not a curated record. Lineage: Eukaryota; Fungi; Ascomycota; Sordariomycetes; Hypocreales; Nectriaceae.
CAUCUUCAUAUGAAUGGCACUCCGAGGGUACAUUUUUAUGAGAUUUCACGGAUUCACGUUUGUUGAACCGUUUGGAACCAAUAACCUUUCCCGACCAUGAGCUCUACAUCACAAUCUCCUUCACUUCGAGAGGUCCUUCCAUUCGUUGCUCUUCCGUUUCUUGUUAUUCUUGCCUUUGCCUGCCCGCCAUUCCGUGGUCGUGGUCCAUUAUUCGCAGGCCUCAUUGCAUUCACAGAUUACGCCACCGUUGUCUCCCCUUGGCCGUCAAAUGUCGGCUCCACACGUCCCAUGCGGUAUGGCAUGGCGGGGUCGUGGAUCUUCGUCCUCCCCGCAAUAGAAAGACUGCUUUUACAUGAGCCCGAGCGCGACUUCUGGCGUCUUGACGAGGAGAAAGGGGCGGGGAAAGGACGCCCUCGCGAGUGGAGCUGGCAUAAAGUUGCCUGGGCCUUGGCUUUAGUGACCACACCACGGGCCGUGGGUUGGAACUUCGGAAGCCGCAAGUUGAACGCGACGCGCCAGACGAUAAGACUGAAGAGAGUCAGGAGGACCCCGUUCGUGGCAACUAAGUUGGUACGGGCAGCAUUAGCCUAUCUCGCGUUGGAUGCUGUCAUUAUAAUGGGGAGAAACACCGAUAUCGCUCGAGAUUGGGCUUGGGAUUGGACCACGCCCGUGAAGCCGUCGUUUCACGUGCUGUUAAUGGGUAUGUCUGUGUACACAAGCAUGACACUGCAGUUCGAAAUUGCGGCGGGUAUUAGCGUCGGAUUGGGUAUUAACCAGCCAGAGGACUGGCCUCCAUUAUUCGGAAGCAUUGUGGAUGGAUUCGCUAUUGCGAAUGUCUGGGGAAAGGUAUGGCAUUGCUAUAUUCGUCAACCAGCUCUAGGCUUCAGCCAUGCCAUCACUGAUCUUUUCGGGAUCCGUCAAGGAUCUACUGUGGUAUAUUUCCUCCACCUCUCUACUGCGUUUCUCAUUAGCUCCUUUUUUCACAUCUUGGGUCUCUUCGUUGUUUCUCAUGGAUACGUGUCCACACGAAGUCUCAUCUUGGACAUGGGUUUGUUCUUCAUGGCCCAGCCGCCUGCUACUCUGGUGGAGGCGCUCAUUAUCCGUCGCUGUCAAGCAUAUGCUUCAAACAUGGCCCCUUCGAAUAGAGUACGAGAAUCGCUUGGAUUUGCAUCUGUCCGACCUAGUCAGCCAGUAUUGCAAGUUCUCGGUUAUACCUUGGGGUACGUUUGGGUCAUUUCCUGGUUUACUAUUACUGGGUGGUGGUUCGUCAAGGACUACAUUGCGAUCGGGGUAUUGGAGUGGUCAGUGCCAUUUUCAUUCUGCGAACUCUUUGGGCUUGAUGUUCUCAUACAAAGCAAAUUUUCAUAGCCAAAAACCACACCCAUGUAACGUUGUUGAAAUACUCGAGGUCGUCUCAAGAGGAGAAAAAAGUGGUGACCCUACCCUAGACAAGUCGACAAUUGGCAAAGAGUUUAGCUACCAGUCUAUUCGAUGGAUUGUGUUAAAUCUUGUUCCAUUUUCGUACAGACUGUUCCUUAUCCACGAUUAUGAUAGUCCCUCUUGUUCAUCUCUAAUUG